AAUCAAACGAUGGCGGUAGCUACCGUCAAGGAUCAUGAAAGCCGCCUUAACGACCCUCCGUUAUUCUGUCGCGUGUCAAGGACUAACAACACUUACUAACUGGGAACAGCGAAUCUAAGAAUCCGCCACUAUCUACAGAUGUCGACUAUGCAAUGCUGGUUGGCGAUCCUUCUCAACUUGUCAACUUUAGUGUCAGCAUUCGUUCCUGCACUACCAAACAACGUUGCAGUGGUCUGUACAAAGGUGAAUCUGUUCAACGCAAUUUCGAAACCCCAAACGCCCAAAGUUCAGGUGCCCGAAGACUUUGAAAUUCCCGAGCCCCGCCCAUUAUCGGUAACGGAGGGAACUGACGUAAGCAAGCUUCUUAAAAAUUCUCUUGGACUAGUUGUGCGUUUGGGGACAGGGGCGUUCGUCCUCGGGUGGCAGAUUGACGAUCUGUUCUACAAGGGUGAGGAGUAUUCUCUUAAACUGGGACCCCUUUCCUUGCGUGAUUCGAGCUCGGUGCUAGCCGACGCCCCGCGUCCUUCCAAGCCUUUGAUCGUUUACGAAUACGAUGCCUCUCCGUACUGUAAACGUGUCAGAGAAAUGGUGAAUAUAUUGGAUUUAACCGUCGAGUAUCGUCCAUGCCCUGGUGCGCGACAAGGAGCCUUUUCAGAAAAGCUUUUCAAGCAGACAGGCCGCAGGACUGUACCCUUCCUGGUGGACCCAAACAAAGGGGUCGAAAUGUUUGAUAGCAACACUAUCAUCAACUAUUUGGUGGACACGUACGGUCCAGCACGGGAAGUUUUUGAUCGCAAAGCACUAUGGCCAGUCACUGCGGAAGGUUUUGCCGUGAGUACAGCCACUACGACCGCCGUCUUGGCCGGCAUGCCGGGAGCUCAAAGACAAAAAAAUGCCCGGCCCGACAAUGAAAACAUGCAGCCGCUCGAAUUUUGGGCUUAUGAAUGUUCACCCUUUUGUCGACCCGUCAAAGAAAAGCUCUGUAGCUUGUGCCUCCCUCACACGCUUGUGAGCUGUUCGCGAGGUUCUGCGAAUCGAGAUCGAAUGGUAGAAAAAACAGGCCGCUUCCAAGUACCUUACCUUGUGGAUCCGAAUACAGGCGUGGACAUGUUUGAAGGUGCGGCCAUGGUGGAUUACCUCGACAAAGUCUACACUAUAAAAGAUUAG
Molecule: messenger RNA, 1167 nt
Organism: Phaeodactylum tricornutum CCAP 1055/1
Lineage: Eukaryota; Bacillariophyta; Bacillariophyceae; Surirellales; Neidiaceae
Exons: 1
Coding region: 139-1167 (342 amino acids)
Source: RefSeq, a predicted model, not a curated record